Messenger RNA from Triticum dicoccoides, 1542 nucleotides. RefSeq names its product heat stress transcription factor C-2a-like. The transcript has a single exon. Gene Ontology annotation, molecular function: DNA-binding transcription factor activity; RNA polymerase II cis-regulatory region sequence-specific DNA binding. Gene Ontology annotation, cellular component: nucleus. The record is from RefSeq and is a predicted model, not a curated record. The coding region runs from base 172 to 993 and encodes 273 amino acids. NCBI's taxonomy places the organism in Eukaryota, Viridiplantae, Streptophyta, Magnoliopsida, Poales, Poaceae. Gene Ontology annotation, biological process: cellular response to heat; regulation of transcription by RNA polymerase II.
GUCGCUCCACCUGUCCUCCUCUCCCCCGUCGACAUCCGGCCUACAUAGAGAGCACCUCCGGUUGACACAUCUCCACAUCUCCCAGUCGCAGUCCAUCCACUCCCCGUCCGUUCCCCACCCAGCAGCAAGCAAAGCACCUUCCCUUUCUCUUCUCUCCUCACCGUCGCGACGAUGAGCGGCGGCGGCAUGGACUCGUCGUCGUCGUCGUCCUCGGGCACGGGGGGCUCCGGCGCGGCGCCGUUCGUGGCCAAGACGUACGGGAUGGUGGACGACCGGGCGACCGACGCCGUCGUCGCGUGGGGGCCCGCCGGCAACAGCUUCGUGGUCGCCGACCCCUUCGCCUUCUCGCGCGCGCUGCUGCCGGCGCACUUCAAGCACGCAAACUUCUCCAGCUUCGUGCGGCAGCUCAACACCUACGGCUUCCGCAAGGUGGACCCGGACCGGUGGGAGUUCGCGCACGCCUCCUUCCUCCGCGGCCAGACCCACCUCCUCCCCCGCAUCGUCCGGCGCCAGAGCAGCAAGCGCGGCAAGGAUAGCAGGGAGGAGGAGGAGGAGGAGAGCAGCAGCGCGGCGCUGGCGAUGGAGGUGGUGCGGCUGAGGAAGGAGCAGAGGGCCACGGAGGAGCGCGUGGCGGAGAUGUGGCGCCGGGUGCAGGAGACGGAGCGCCGGCCCAAGCAGAUGCUCGCCUUCCUCCUCAAGGUGGUCGGCGACCCGGACGUGCUGCGCCGCCUCGCGGGCGGCCCAGGCUCGGGGGGCGGCCCGGACGAGGGCGCGGAGGAGGUCAAGAGGCCGCGGCUGCUGCUCGACGGGGACGGCGCGGGGGUGGACGGGGGGCUACUGUACCACCACAGCGGCAACCUGAUGAACCUGGGGGAGGCCCUGGUGCCGGAGGAGCCGAGCGUGGACAUGUACUACGCCGGAGGCGACGGGUUCGGCGGCGUGCAGGCGGACGGCGGGCCUCCGUACGCUUUCCACAUGGACACCGGCUACUGAUGGCCGUCGGCUCGGGCUUGGGCGGCUGGUGCGCGUGCUUCCGCCGGCGAACGAACUUCCACCGGAAUUGCUCUGCUCUGUCUGUAUGUAUGUAUGUAUGUAUGUAUGUAUGUAGAGGAAAGGAGGCUAGUAGGUAGAGGGGUAGGCUCUGACUUGUGGCUGUACUGUACAGGAGAUGGAAUCUCAAGCUGUGAGACCUAUACAUGUUUGAGAGGCCAGGAAAUGUACACUGCUGGAGGCAUAUAUAUGCAGCAUCACAUCUCAUGGAUCUGCUCAGCUCAGGUCUCCUCCCCAUUGCUGCUGAAUACUUUAAUUUUUUGCUUGAUGAAGAUGCGGUCCACAUGAUCCGGAGGGAGCUGAUGCAGUGCUGCCUGGAAGAUCAACUUUUCCCCACUCUGUUUUUCGAGCUGUAAUAGUAUCUUAACCACACAAUUCCCCAUGUUUUUACUUCUUCUGAAUAUUUGUAGUGGCUGAACGAUCCAUAUGAGACAUGCUUUCUUUACAUAUACUACCCCUCUCUGUUUAGAUCUUAUAUUUCUUUACAGAGGA